Messenger RNA from Schistocerca piceifrons (Central American locust), 639 nucleotides. Its product is annotated as transmembrane protease serine 11G-like. Gene Ontology annotation, biological process: proteolysis. Bases 3 to 575 code for a protein of 190 amino acids. Lineage: Eukaryota; Metazoa; Arthropoda; Insecta; Orthoptera; Acrididae. The record is from RefSeq and is a predicted model, not a curated record. The transcript has 5 exons. Gene Ontology annotation, molecular function: serine-type endopeptidase activity.
CCAUGGCGCUUCCAACCGUGGCGGCGCUGGUGACGUUCGCCGUUUUACUGACGCUUACGCAGUACUCGGGCGUGCUGGCGAGGGCGGGUCUGGAGGGCGUGGCUGCGGCGGUGGCGGCACCCAGGCGCACCCAGAAGAUGCUCCUGCCGCCACUCGGCGCCGGGAAGCCGAGCGACUGGCAACGCCAACCGUGCCUGGAGAUGGACUACGCAGACCAGCUCGCGAUCGUGGCAGGCUGGGGCCGUGUCGGGCAAGACAAGCCACUGUCGCGCUUCCUCCUCGCCGCCGAGGUCCGCGUCAUCUCCAACGACUUCUGCCGCAAGUCGUCCAUCGGCGAUCAUAUCAAGGAUAACAUGCUGUGCACCUACUACGAGAAGAAGGACGCUUGUCAGGGUGACAGUGGCGGUCCAUUAGUAGUUUCGUCAAAUGAUGGUCACUUCGAACAGAUUGGUGUAGUAUCAUGGGGUAUUGGUUGUGCACGACCAAACAUGCCUGGUGUCUUCAGCAGAGUGACCGAAUUCUUGAAUUGGAUACGCCGCAAUACAAGAGAUGCUUACUACUGUUCAAGAAAUUAACACCAUUCAAGAUAAUGGCAAAGCAACAUUUCUCUUGAUUGGCAAUAGAAGAUGUUCAACAUCU